Chanos chanos (milkfish) is the source of this 2802-nucleotide messenger RNA. RefSeq names its product NACHT, LRR and PYD domains-containing protein 3-like. The transcript is spliced from 6 exons. Bases 1 to 2802 code for a protein of 933 amino acids. Gene Ontology annotation, cellular component: cytoplasm. The record is from RefSeq and is a predicted model, not a curated record. Lineage: Eukaryota; Metazoa; Chordata; Actinopteri; Gonorynchiformes; Chanidae. Gene Ontology annotation, biological process: innate immune response; regulation of apoptotic process; inflammatory response.
AUGCAGACCCUGCGUGAAAAGAAGACAAGCCUAAUCAAGAUCCUCUCUGCUGACAUAGGCUUUGUCCUCCAGCAUGUGGUGGAGAGAACACUCAUCACUUAUCAUGACUACAGGAAACUCAAUGUCCCAUCUCAUUCUAGUGAGCAGAUUUGUAUCAACUUACUGGACACCCUGAUUAACAGGGGGGAAGAAACAUGUCAGAGGUUCAUCGAGAUGCUCAGUCAGACAGACAUGUUGGACACAUUUCCGGGGCUAAGACAAAUUUUACAAGAUGCUCGAUUUGUGGAUGAACACAGGGCGGAGCUUAUCCAGAGGGUAACCAUGGUGAUGCCCCUGGCAGACUCAUUGCUCUCACUGGGCAUGCUACAUGAGGAGACAUACUCACAGAUCAGUGCAGCAAGGACCAGGCAGGAGAAAAUGAGGGCACUCUUGACUGCACUGCGCUCUGGAGGAGACAGAGUGAAAUCCGCCUUUUACUCUGUUCUGAGAGACGUUGAGCCACACCUGCUCCAAGAAUUAGGUAAGAGAAUAAAGGAACCCCUUCUUAUGUACAAGGAAGUCAUUCGCUUUGAGUAUGCAUAUAUGACAGAGUAUGACUCCCUCCCUGGUGAACAUGUGUUGCUGACUGACCACUAUAGUGAGCUGCUGAUCAUUCAGAGACACAGAGGACAGAGUGAGAGAAAGGAAGACAUCCUCUCCAAAGGAAAAAAAUUGUUCAGUAAAAAGGAAAGUGAGAAGCACAGCAUCAUCGGUUUGGAGGAGUUUUUCAAUCCAGAUGAUCAUGGAGUUGUUCCAAAAGCAGUUAUUUUACAGGGCAGCUCUGGACAUGGCAAAUCUUUAACUGCUCAGAGGAUUAUGCUGGACUGGGCAUCUGGAAAACUCUAUACCGACAAUUUUGAUUUUAUUUUUCACCUGAAGUGUAAAGAAAUUAACCAAAUUUCUUGGGAGAAGAGUCUGGUGGAGCUCCUGAGAUACAGUCAGAGUUUAACACCAGCACAGAUCUCACAGAUACUACAGCACUCACCAGAGAGAGUUCUCUUCCUCAUAGAUGGCUUUAAUGAACUUGAACUCUCACAAGACAGCGUGUUCAACUGGUCUCUGCCCACUGAUGUCCAAACUCCAGCCUCACCUGAGUCCACUCUGAAAGCCCUGCUGAGUGGAUGCCUGCUGCCUGAGUCCUUCCUGCUGGUCACCACCAGGUCUACAGCUACAGACACACUGAGCAAGCUGCUCAAAAAACAACCACAGCGUUUCACUGAGAUUAUGGGCUUCUCUGAGAGGGGUGUGGAGGACUACUUUCAGAGCUUCUUUAAAGAUGAUCAGCUCUUACAGACACAGGCAUAUGAGCAUGUAAAGGCAAAUGAAACCCUCUUCACUGCCUGCUUCAUCCCUGUCAUCUGCUGGAUCAUCUGCACAGUAUUCAGGGAGAGACACAAAGAUAGUAUGGAAAUAACCAAUGUUUUGGAUACAACCACCUCUAUAUAUGUUGACUGUAUGUCCACUCUGCUGAAGUACCACUACCAGGGUUUGAGUCAGUCUGUCCCCGGCCUUCUGAGGAGUCUAGGCCAGUUAGCAAAGAGAGGGAUGCUGGAACAGCAGGCCCUGUUUGAUAAGAAGAGAGUGUCUGAAACUAUCCCGGAUCCUGCUAAUAUUCCAUUCUUGUGUAAAUUUGACUUCAGGAGGAAAAUCCAUCAAGAGACCGUGUUCAGUUUCAUUCACUUCAGUUUUCAGGAGUUUUUCACUGCUCUUUACUAUGCUCUGCUGACUGAUAAUGAAAUGAAGAGGGAAGUCAAGAGGUUGUUUCGUAAUUUAGAGGACAUACGCAAUGACUUCAAUUUGGAUGAUGCUGAUGAGAGGAAAAGUAAACUCCAUCUCCUACCAGUGAUCCGGUUUCUCUUUGGCCUCGUUAACAGUGAAUUGAGUGGCUGCCUGAUGGAAACUUACAAUCUCUCUGUUUCUCCCACCAUUCAAGCUCAGCUCAAAGAAUGGAUCCUUAAAGUCAUCAAGGAAAGACAUGAGCGACUCCAUCUGAGGGGACAUGCAAACCUGUUUGUUCUCUGCUGUCUUUAUGAAUUCCACGAAGAGGAAUUUUUAAGGGUAGCGAUGGAUGGUUGGGAAUACAUUGAUCUCUCUGAUCUUCCACUGAGUAGGAUGGACUACUUGGUGGUACACUACUGCCUGCAGUUUUGUUCCAACAGUACAUAUGUGAAAUUCACUCAUUCUGCUACAACAGCAGAGGAGGUCAAGCCUCUUCAGCCUGAGGUCAACAGUUUUGAGAAGUUUAGGCUGAUGGCUGAGGGACUCUCGCAUGAAGAUAGUGGUGACCUGAGCUUGACCCCAGUGGAUGGAGACAACCUGACCAAACUGCGGGAAAACAGUGUUCUUUCAGACCAGGAUGUGCAGCAAACCCUCAACACUCUCAACAAGCAGGACUCCUGGGCAAGAGUGCUGACCGUGAAGGCCAUCACAAUAGAUACUGCUCUGAUGCUUGUUGACUUUUUUCAGAAGGGAGAGAUCAAUAAGGAAAUAAGAACCAUGGCCAAAAUAACAGAGGAAGCUGUUGUGUCUCUAUCCUCUUCCUCAGUGGGGAAGGUACCCCUGUGGCUAAUCUUGUGUCUAAUCACCCGGGUUUUCACCAAGGAACAAUGCCAGUAUGAGUGCCUGAAGAACAGUUGGGAGCAGGUCCAGAUGAUUGUGGGGGAGCCACAUCAGAAGGGACACCUUCCCUCCCAGCACAUGCAGCAGUCAGAUGGGGUUGACAGCAGGAACUUCUGGUGGUGCCAUGGAGGCAGAUUGACAUAG